AUGCUGGCAGAGUGUAAGGCACUUUUGGAGGGUAUUAAGAUGUUUUUGCGUCAUGAUUUAAUGAAUUAUCAACUUCUUAUUGAAUCAGAUUCACAAGUGCUUGUUGGAAUGGUAUUGGGGAAGGUCAAGGUUCCUUGGAAAUGUAAACAGUUUAUUGAUGAUAUUUGUGGAAUUUUGCAUAGAUUUAAUAUCAAGGUUAGUCACAUUUUCAGGGAAGCUAACGGUCUUGCAGAUUUUCUGGCUUCUUAUGCUGUCAAUGAAGCUUGCUGUUUUGAAUUUUUGGGUACUGAUUCAUUGCCUAUAGCUGGGAAGAUGAGCUGUUGGUUGGGCUGGUUCUGGGGUCCUUUGCUUUGGGCUGGUUCAUGUUGCUGGGGUCUCCUGCGCCCUGCUGGUUUUGGGCUGUUCACGUGCACUGUUCAUGUGCACAGCUUGUUUAAUGCAGCUGCUGGCCCUCACUCUUCGGUUAUCUUCUAUCUUCAGCUGGGUUUUGAUGGCCUUUUACCUGGUUUUUCAGCUGGUCUCCCUCAGCUGUCUUUUCUUAUGGUGUCUGCUGGUUCUUGGUCUGCUGCCUGGCCUUCAUUGCAGGCUGCCACAGUAGCUGAGCACUGUUCACACAACCGUUCACGUGAACUGCCUGGCUCCUGCUACAGCUGUUUUUCUGCCGUGAUCAUGCUGCCUUCCCAGCUGGUUUCAGCUUCUCAUGGAUUUGCGUCUGUCAGCUGGUUAUGGAUCUCUUUCAGCUGCUGCUCUGAACUUCUAGUUAUCUGGUAG
Messenger RNA from Ilex paraguariensis (yerba mate), 771 nucleotides. The record is from the annotation of a GenBank genome assembly. Lineage: Eukaryota; Viridiplantae; Streptophyta; Magnoliopsida; Aquifoliales; Aquifoliaceae.